UUUGGGCAUAUUGACCAUCUCAUCUCCAACGCGUUAUGAGUUUUAAGAAAAGUAAAUUGGACCUUUUGGUGCGCGUCCGCUAUGCAAAUCCACUACCUCCGCCGCCCUGUCCACCGAAACUCCUCGAUAUACCCACAAAUCCCAUGCGCUAUGCUCAACCUGAAUUCCUGAAUUCUAUCGCAAACAACACCCCUUUACCAAUGAUAGUGGAUGCAGAGUGUGGGAUGCCGCUGGACUUGGGGAAAUGGGAGUCACUUUGGGAAGAGAAUGCUGAUGAUUUAGCGUUAAACCCAGAUCCUCACAAUUUACCCAAACUUGAUCAAAAGGAUGAAUUUCUGACAUAUGAUUCUGGGUCAUCAUCUACUUAUAUGAAUGGAAACCAUACGGGAUCAAGUACACCCUCAGCUGUCCCUGCGUUGGGGCAAGUUGCUUGGUUGCGGAAAACGGAAUACACCAGUGACCGAGUGCAACGCUCUAGUACGAAUGAACCGAAACAUGUAGCACUUCCCCCAAUCGACGUUUCUAGAGAAGCCCAGCUCCGCGAUAUUGAAGCCUCAUUUGUUGAAUGUAACGAGAACUUUUCACUAGAAGAACUUCGGCAUCCGAACAAACCAAACGUUACUGCAGUGGAGUCGUAUGAGAUAUUACCAGAUAGUGAAAUAUGGGCAAACCAAUAUGAUCUGUUCCGCUUUGCAGAACGCCCUGGGGAAAGAGCGGCAGAUGUUGAAGAUCCAAGACUGGACUGUGCUAUUCUUCGGCCUAUGAAAUCCGACCACGACUCUUUCCUUGCAUUCUAUCUGACUGAACAAGAUGAAGGCGCGCUCAAGUUCAAAGAAAUACGCAAUUCCGUUGAGCCCUAUGAAAUUCCCGAGAAUGAAGAGCCAACGGUCUUCAAAUUCGUCCGUGAUUAUGAAACUGUUAAGGUCGAACAAGAAGUACCAAACGAGUUUCUCCUUAUUUUCGAGGACGGCGGAUCGACUUCGAAUUUUGAUGAUCUGGUCAACGAGGAUCGAAAACCAGCUAAGAGGCCAAGGGGGGCAUACUAUAAGAACAUCGAGCGCAAGAUGCUAUUGAAGAAGAAGCGUGCAAACGCUUAUGAACAAUACGAGGACAAAUGGGAUGUCAUCAAGGUUACUCAUGUCCCCAUGAGUCAAGAAGAGGAAGACGAACGCGAAGAAGCAUUAGCUGAGGUCAUGGACCCUCUGUUCCUCAUGAGAGGAGAUGCAGACGCUGAUGGUGAAGUUGAGGUGUAUGAGGGACUCGGCGGCCAAACGUUCCCUGUGCCGGUGGAUCAUAUACCCGUUGAGACGUAAAUCUGAGCUCACACCGUGGGCUGCGAUUGACCACUGCCCAUUUGGAUUGAUAUACAUAUCGUUUGUUCGAUAUCGUACUGAACCGCAAGUUCAAUUUAUGUGUUUCUACCUUCCGGAAGGAUGUGUAUCAGACACCCACUUCACAAACUCGUCGAUUGUUCCGACAUACGUUCAGUUCAAUGCACAGAAUACAUACAAGAAAGC
Lentinula edodes (shiitake mushroom) is the source of this 1517-nucleotide messenger RNA. RefSeq names its product RNA polymerase II-associated. The record is from RefSeq and is a predicted model, not a curated record. Gene Ontology annotation, molecular function: chromatin binding; RNA polymerase II complex binding. The transcript is spliced from 7 exons. Lineage: Eukaryota; Fungi; Basidiomycota; Agaricomycetes; Agaricales; Omphalotaceae. Gene Ontology annotation, biological process: transcription elongation by RNA polymerase II. Gene Ontology annotation, cellular component: Cdc73/Paf1 complex. The coding region runs from base 36 to 1313 and encodes 425 amino acids.